UUCCAUGUUUAUAGAAAAACAAAAAGCGGUUUCCUGUGAGUUUAAAACAAAUCAGACAGUUUAUUGAUGCUCCACAGAACCGUCCUUCUGAUGAGUGUUUCUAAUGAAAGUCUUGAGCUAAGUGAAGUGAUUUAGUUCGUGUUUUAUUUUGCACUUGUCAAUGAAACAAAGUAAUCGAGCUAGAGUUCAACUACAAAUAAACACUGUUUUAAAGAUUUUAUAUUUUGUACAAUAAGUGUUAAUAGAAAAUCUUUAUUGAAAAAAAAAAAAUUUUGAAUCUGAGGCUGCUUUAACUCUGUCAGCUCGUUACAUAUUUUUCACCCAGAGUUGGAACUUUCCAUGCACUCAUCCCUCCUCUCUUCAGGCUGAAAUCACUCUGGAGACCCUCUUUGUUGGACUAAGUGAUUUGUACUGCACUAAUAAUAAACAGGUUUCUAUGAUUUCCUCCUUUGGUGUCCCCCUUUAUAUUCCCAUAAUCCUUAUGUAACAGAGAGAGAAAAUAAAACUGAUAAUUCCUUAGCUAGAUACAAUCCUGAUCAGGGACUUAUGUAGUAUUUAUAUGUCUAGGGUUUUUGGGGUGUACUUAGUUUUAUACAUGCUUCUCUAUUUUUGCUUAGUGCAAAAGAACAUUAUUUAUAUAGCACCAUUCAUGCACAAGUACUAGAAAGUAUUUUACAGGUAAAUAAAGGAACAUAAGUGAAAAAAACAAACAAGUUACAAAAUAAUUCACAAAUUUUUCUGCCAGUUAGCAAACAGGAACAACUUUGUUAAUUCUAACCUACUUAAAACAGGAGAUCUUCUGUCUGAUUUAUUGCCAGACAGUAAGAAUAAAAGGUUAUCUUUCUUUGUAUACAGUGUAUGUAAAUAUCUAUUUUUACCUUUAUAUUUUUUUAAAUAAUGACAUUGUGGAAUAAAUUAUGCUUUGUACACAUGAGGUUUGAUUUAAUGAAUUUUAGAACCUUGUGAACGUCAUAUGAUUUAUAUUUUAAGACCUCAGCAGUACGUUCCUCUGGUACAGUUUACCCAGGAAGCCCAGUUGGCCUUUUUACCACUUGCAAAGUGACGUUUAGUUUCUUGUGAACUGAAGUUUCUUGAAUUUCCUCUGCAGUGCAUGCCAGAGUGUGCAUCCUUCAUCAAUCUCGUUUCAUUUCUACGCUGUAGUUAUGACAUCAAUAACCGUUGGACUUAAUUUGAUUUGAAGCCAGGAGAGAUUUGUUACACUAUUGAUAAAAAUUUAAAUUAACCUUUGCCUGUAAAUCAAUCCUUGCAUAAUGUUAUCAGAUUUCUUUCAACAAUGAUAGAUUUGAUUUAUUUCUGGCUUUUUAUUACAAGUUUUUCUUAUUGUUUCUUCUAAUUUUAGUGGAAUUUUUCAACUGCAAACAAGGAUGUCAGUGUUUUUUUUUUCCUUUGUUUUUAUUGUAACACCUGAGGCAUAGUUUGACGGUUAACCUGCCUGACAGGUCUUGGAUUUCCAUAACCAGCCUUUGUACUGAUGAGAGUCCCUCCCACAUCUUCACGUGAUUUUAAACAACAAAAGGAGUGUUUCACACACCCACCAUUAUAUCUCGAGGACUUUUUGAAAGCAGCGCUUAUUGAGGCUCAUUAAUAAACUCUUCAUCAGAUCAGCAGUUCUAUUCACGCAAAUCCCUGAAGAAGGAAACUAAGAGAAAUCAUCAUGCCGACCAGUCUGUGUGGAACAUGGGACAUGAUCAGCAAUGUCAAUUUUGAGGGCUACAUGAGGGCACUUGGUGUCAGUGUUUAUUUGAGAAAGAUUGCCCUGAGGCUGAAGCUGAGAAAGGUGAUUGAGCAGCAGGGAGACCAGUACAUCAUCAAAACUCUCAGCACCUUCAAAAACUACACCAUCUCCUUCAAAAUCGACCAAGAGUUUGAGGAGUUCACAAAGGGACUGGACAACAGGCACAUGAAGUCGACAGCUACAUGGCAGGGAAAUAAACUACUGUGUGAGCAGACUGGAGAGAAGAAGAACCGAAGCUGGAUUCACUGGGUCGAAGGCGACAAGCUCCAUCUGGAGCUGUUCUGUGAAGGAGAGGUCUGCAAGCAGGUGUAUAGGAAGAAUGUAAAUGAGUGAAAAGGAACAAAGGAGAUGUUUUAGGACUAUUCACCCAGUGAUGGAGGACAACAGGCGUCUGAUCCACCACUGCUGACCCUGAAGGAGAAAACCAUAUCAGUCUACUGACUGUGUGGGGUUUCUCUCUGUAAUGGAGGCCUCAGGCCAGGAGAACAUACAGCUUUUAAAAGGAUAUAAAUGUACGCCACUUGGGGGCAUCAUUGCAUUACUUUUAUACCAUUCUGUUGCUCGGUGGAGCUGCAUUCAUGCUCAUAAGAUGAACACCAGAAAGGUUUCAUACCCUGUUUCAGCCAGCUGAAAAACAGAUUAAAGGUACUUUUUGUUUCAUCAUGUUCAAAAUACUUCCUUAAGGCUCCUGCUGUUUAAUUAAAAUUUAUUGUACAAGUUUUAAAAUUCUCAUUUGUGCUGAUAUGUUUAGGAGAAAUGUAAGAUACUUUUAGAGAAAAUUUGUUUGAGAUACGCUUUUGUACGAUUUGACUUUUGUCACAUAAAUUUUAUUUGAAACAA
Molecule: messenger RNA, 2596 nt
Organism: Girardinichthys multiradiatus
Lineage: Eukaryota; Metazoa; Chordata; Actinopteri; Cyprinodontiformes; Goodeidae
Gene: rbp7a
Product: retinol binding protein 7a, cellular
Exons: 4
Coding region: 1676-2089 (137 amino acids)
Biological process (GO): NAD+ biosynthetic process; fatty acid transport
Cellular component (GO): nucleus; cytosol
Molecular function (GO): nicotinamide-nucleotide adenylyltransferase activity; nicotinate-nucleotide adenylyltransferase activity; fatty acid binding
Source: RefSeq, a predicted model, not a curated record